GCCCAGAGCCCGGAGGCCAACGCGGCCUCUCUGUUCGCCCCGCCCGUGGGCGGGGGCUCAGCUCAGAAGCGAUAAAGCUGCAGCCCCUACCGGCCCAGAGCCUGUAGCUUCUCGGCGCCACCAGAGCAAUGCGCGAGGGACUGAGCGCGGCGUGCGAGGCCGCACGCCCGAGGCUGUACAGGUUCCUGCGCAGGAUCCUCCCGCCAAAGCCCACUCGGUGCCUUGGCCGAGCUAGCCCAGAAAUACAGAAUGACCCCAAAUGUUGCAGCCCCGGCAAGCACCAAAAUGGAUCCUCCCAGCCCCUUCUGGGGACAGCCGAGAAGUCUCCAGAAUCCCAGACAAAGCCACAUGAGCCUUUGCCGACUUGCCCCCAGCACAUGACGAUCAAGAACUGGGGCAGUGGGAUGAUUUUGCAGGACACGCUCCACAACAAGGCUGAAACGAAUUUUACUUGCAAGUCUAAAUCUUGCCUGGGGUCCGUGAUGAACCCAAGAAGUUUGACCAGAGGACCCAGGGACAAGUCUACCCCUCCAGAUGAGCUUCUACCUCAAGCUAUCGAAUUUGUCAACCAGUAUUAUGAUUCCUUCAAAGAGGCAAAAAUAGAGGAACAUCUGGCCAGGGUGGAAGCAGUAACAAAGGAGAUAGAAACAACAGGAACCUACCAGCUGACAGGAGAUGAGCUCAUCUUCGCCACCAAGCUCGCCUGGCGUAACGCCCCCCGCUGCAUUGGGAGGAUCCAGUGGUCCAACCUGCAGGUCUUCGAUGCCCGCAGCUGUAUCACAGCCCAGGAGAUGUUUGAACACAUCUGCAGACACCUGCGCUAUGCUACCAACAACGGCAACAUCAGGUCGGCCAUCACUGUGUUCCCCCAGCGGACUGACGGGAAGCAUGACUUCCGAGUCUGGAAUGCUCAGCUCAUCCGGUACGCUGGCUACCAGAUGCCAGACGGCACCAUCAGAGGGGAUCCUGCCAACCUGGAGUUCACUCAGCUGUGCAUUGACCUGGGCUGGGAGCCCCGCUAUGGCCGCUUUGAUGUGCUGCCUCUGGUCCUGCAGGCUGAUGGCCGUGAUCCCGAGCUCUUUGAAAUCCCACCGGAUCUUGUGCUUGAGGUGCCCGUGGAACAUCCCAAGUACGAGUGGUUCCAGGAGCUGGGGCUGAAGUGGUAUGCCCUGCCCGCCGUGGCCAACAUGAUGCUGGAGGUGGGCGGCCUCGAGUUCCCAGGGUGUCCCUUCAAUGGCUGGUACAUGGGCACGGAGAUCGGAGCCCGGGACUUCUGUGAUGCCCAGCGCUACAACAUCCUGGAGGAAGUGGGCAGGAGGAUGGGCCUGGAGACACACACACUGGCCUCCCUCUGGAAGGACCGCGCUGUCACGGAGGUCAAUGCUGCUGUGCUCCACAGUUUCCAGAAGCAGAACGUGACCAUCAUGGACCACCACUCUGCGGCAGAGUCCUUCAUGAAGCACAUGCAGAACGAGUACCGGACCCGUGGGGGCUGCCCGGCUGACUGGGUUUGGCUGGUCCCUCCGAUUUCAGGGAGCAUCACCCCCGUGUUUCACCAGGAGAUGCUGAACUACAUCCUGUCCCCAUUCUACUACUAUCAGGUGGACGCCUGGAAGACCCACGUGUGGCAGGAUGAGAAGCGGAGACCCAGGAGACGAGAGAUCCCGUUCAGGGUCCUGGGGAGAGCUGUGCUCUUUGCCUCGGUGCUGAUGCGCAAGAUGAUGGCAUCCCGAGUCAGAGUCACAAUCCUCUUUGCCACGGAGACGGGAAAAUCAGAAGCGCUGGCCCAGGACCUGGGGGCCUUGUUCAGCCGCGCCUUCAACCCCAAGGUUCUCCGCAUGGACGAAUAUAGGCUGGGCAGGUUGGAGGAGGAGCGGCUGCUGUUGGUGGUGACCAGCACUUUCGGGAACGGAGACUGCCCUGGCAACGGGGAGACACUGAAGAAAUCCCUCUUCAUGCUGAAAAAGCUCACCAACACCUUCAGGUAUGCUGUGUUCGGCCUUGGCUCCAGCAUGUACCCUCGCUUCUGUGCCUUUGCUCAUGACGUUGACCUGAAGUUGUCCCAGCUGGGAGCCUCUCAGCUCACCCCAGUGGGGGAAGGGGACGAGCUCGGAGGGCAGGAGGGUGCCUUCCGCACCUGGGCCGUGCAAACCUUCAAGGCAGCCUGUGUGGCUUUUGAUGUUCGAGGCAAACAUCACAUCCAGAUCCCCAAGCUCUACACAUCCACUGUGACCUGGGAGCCGCACCACUACAGGCUGGUGCAGGACUUGCAACCUUUGGAUCUCAACAAAGCCCUCAGUAGGAUGCAUGCCAAGGAUGUGUUCACUUUGCGGCUCAAGUCUCAGCAGAAUCUUCAGAGUCCAAAAUCCAGCCGCACCACCCUCCUGGUGGAACUCUCCUGCGAGGACAGCCGAGGCCUGGCCUACCUGCCCGGGGACCACCUUGGGGUUUUCCCUUGCAACCAGCCAGCCCUGGUCCGAGGCAUUUUGGAGCGGGUGGUGGACAGCCUGGGACCCCACCACACUGUGCGCCUUGAGGCCCUGGAUGACAGCGGGAGCUACUGGGUCAAGGACAAGAGGCUGCCGCCCUGCUCACUUAGCCAGGCCCUCACCUACUUCCUGGAUAUCACCACCCCCCCAACCCAGCUGCAGCUCCAGAAGUUGGCCCGGCUGGCCACGAAACAGGCUGAGAGACAGAGGCUGGAGACGUUGAGCCAGCCCUCAGAGUACAACAAAUGGAAGUUCACUGGCAGCCCCACGUUUCUGGAGGUGCUGGAGGAGUUCCCGUCGCUGCGGGUGCCUGCGGCCUUCCUGCUCUCCCAGCUUCCCAUUCUGAAGCCCCGCUACUACUCCAUCAGCUCCUGUCUGGACCACACUCCUGCCGAGGUGCACCUCACGGUGGCUGUGGUUGCCUACCGCACCCAAGAUGGCCGGGGUCCCCUGCACCAUGGCGUGUGCAGCACGUGGCUCAGCAGCCUGAAGCCCCAGGACCCAGUGCCCUGCUUCAUGCGGAGGGUCAGCAGCUUCCAGCUCCCCAAGGACCCCUCCCACCCUUGCAUCCUCAUUGGGCCCGGCACGGGCAUCGCCCCCUUCCGAAGUUUCUGGCGGCAGCAGCUCCACAACUCCAAGCACAAAGGGGUUCAAGGUGGCCGAAUGACCUUGGUGUUCGGGUGUCGCCACCCAGAAGAGGACCACAUCUAUAAGGAGGAGAUGCUGGAGAUGGCCCAGAAGAGGGUGCUGCAUGAGGUGCACACAGCCUACUCUCGGCUGCCUGGGAAGCCCAAGGUCUACGUUCAAGACGUCCUGCGGCAGCAGCUGGCUGGAGAGGUGCUCCGUGUGCUCCACGAGGAGCCGGGCCACUUGUACGUCUGUGGGAGCGUGCUCGUGGCCCGGGACGUGGCCGACGUUCUGAAGCAGCUGCUGGCUGCCAAGCUGAACUUGAACGAGGAGCAGGUUGAGGACUACUUCUUCCAGCUCAAGAGCCAGAAGCGCUAUCAUGAAGACAUCUUUGGUGCUGUCUUUCCUUACGAGGUGAAGAAGGACCGGGCAGAGCGGCCGCCUGGCGACAUCAAGCUCUGACGACCUACAGAGACAUUAAAGCUGCUGUCGCUGAGUGUGAGGACUGCCUCUCCAGUCAGGCCUCACCGGGCCUCAGGAGGUGGGGAAGUGACCACAGCCAGCCUUACAUCUUAGCUCCUCAGCUCCCCCCUCUCGAGCCCUUUACUUGACCUAAUACCAAGUAACGUCCUGGACUGGUCAGAGCCACCUCUGUGCCUGAAGCCCAAUCUUCCUGGCCCCUUGGAGAUGAAUCUGGCGUGUCAGGCCUGACCAGUGGGUAACAGGAAGAUGAAACCUUCUUCUGAUGGCGUCACUUUGAGUGGCCACCGGGGGGCGCUAGCAACACAUUGUAUUUGGUUGCCCCGUGUAUAGUAUUUAUGCUUCUGUAUUAAAAAAAAAAAAAAAAAAAAAAUCCAUCUGCUCCUAAGAGCCACUUGAGCCUUCCUUUUCUGACUUCUUGAAAUAAAUAUUUAUAUGAAAUUCAUUUUCUUUU
Messenger RNA from Fukomys damarensis (Damara mole-rat), 4050 nucleotides. It is a transcript of the gene Nos2, whose product is annotated as nitric oxide synthase 2. The record is from RefSeq and is a predicted model, not a curated record. Gene Ontology annotation, biological process: nitric oxide biosynthetic process. Bases 129 to 3578 code for a protein of 1149 amino acids. The transcript has 26 exons. Lineage: Eukaryota; Metazoa; Chordata; Mammalia; Rodentia; Bathyergidae. Gene Ontology annotation, molecular function: calmodulin binding; nitric-oxide synthase activity; NADP binding.